Molecule: messenger RNA, 1023 nt
Organism: Vicia villosa (hairy vetch)
Lineage: Eukaryota; Viridiplantae; Streptophyta; Magnoliopsida; Fabales; Fabaceae
Exons: 2
Coding region: 1-1023 (340 amino acids)
Molecular function (GO): nucleic acid binding; RNA-DNA hybrid ribonuclease activity
Source: RefSeq, a predicted model, not a curated record
AUGCCAAAUGGUAAACAAUGGAAUCAUGAGUUGGUUUUGUCACUAGUAGGCGAAGAGGUUGCGCAAAAGGUGCAAAACACACCGCUCUUUAUUUCGGUCCGCGAUGACAAAUUGCAUUGGAGGUAUGAAAAAGAUGGAAAAUUCUCGAUUUGUAGUGCUUAUCGUUAUUGCAUCAAUGAAGCUAUUGAUACUUCUCAUCUUAGAAUUAAUGAAAAAUGGAAUUUGUUAUGGAAUAUUAAAACUCCCCCGAGAGUGAAGAAUUUUUUGUGGCGGCUAUGUAGAGAUUGUGUGCCUACUAGACGGAGACUUUUGGAUAAAGGGGUCUCUUGCCCAGCUAUUUGUGUUUCAAAUCAUGACCAUCUAUCAUUGUUCUCCGUCAUUCUUUGGAGAAUUUGGAAAGGGAGAAAUAAUCAUAUUUGGAAUUCCGCGGAAGAACCGACAGAGGUAAUUUGUCAGCGAGCGGCUCAACUUUUGGCGGGAUGGAAAAAUGCUCAACAACAUCGCCUAAACAGUGAGAUUAACAAUCCUUCGCCAAUUGUUACUAGGUGGUGCAAACCAUCGGCUGGUCGUCUCAAGUGUAAUAUUGAUGCAUCCUUCUCCCAGAAUAAGGUAGGCAUCAGUAUCUAUAUUAGAAAUGAUGCUGGCCAGUUUAUUGCAGCCCGAACAGAAUGGUUUUCCCCAUGUACUUAUGUGGCUAUAGGAGAAGCCAUAGGCCUUUUGACAACUAUAAAGUGGGUUAUUAAUCUGGGCUUUGAUAAUAUGGAUUUUGAAUUAGAUGCAAAGCAAGUUGUCGAUGAUGUGAAUUCUGUGAAGCCAAACGACUCGGAUUUCGGAGCUAUUGUCGAUGAUUGUAAAAGGUUGAUUACUCUCUUUUUUAGGAACUCUCAUGUUAAGUUCGUUAGAAGACAAGCCAAUGAGGUUCCUCAUGCUCUUGCACGGGUGGCUCCAUCCCUAGCUAGUUUUCACAAUUUUACUGAUAUUCCAACAUGUAUUCAGAAUAUUAUUAUUAAUGAAAUGAUAUAG